Molecule: messenger RNA, 1515 nt
Organism: Rubroshorea leprosula
Lineage: Eukaryota; Viridiplantae; Streptophyta; Magnoliopsida; Malvales; Dipterocarpaceae
Source: the annotation of a GenBank genome assembly
AAAAGCUACAUUAUUACCUUUUUCUGCUUCUGGCGCCAUUUGCAGAACUCCUUCAUUCAAACUUCUCCCUCUUCGACCCCAAAACCCACCCAUAAACAACCCUUCCCAAUGGAGGAAAAGGAGAGCACGGUAUCCGGGUCACUGGGCAACUCGGACACUGACUCGCCACCGGCGCCGUUGAGCAGCAUGGCGAUGCCACGUGUCAUGAACAUUAAUAUGAACAUGAGCAUGGAGAGAGCCAUUGAUGGUGCAGGUGCAUUUGCAGGGGUAGCAGGAACACCGGGAUCAGGAGUUGGGACUUUUGGGAGUGGCGGCACCGGCGGUGAAGGAGGUGUUGAUUCUUCUGGGAAAAAGAAGAGAGGUAGGCCGAGAAAGUAUGACGCGGAUGGGAACCUGAGGUUGCCUUACCAGAUAAUGACACCACUCCCUGGCUUCACUCUGUCUCCUUCUCCUCCAGAGCACUCCAAGAGGGGCAGAGGCCGCCCUUCCGGCUCCCUCAACCGGCAUCUUAUCGGUUCCCUAGGUGAGUUGUUUGCCAAUACUGCAGGAGGGAAUUUCACGCCGCUUGUGGUCACAGUUAAUACUGGGGAGGAUGUUGCAAGAAAAAUUCUUUCCCUUUCGCAGAAAGGUCCUCGAGGAAUUUGUGUUCUUUCUGCUAAUGGUGCAGUUUCUAAUGUCACCAUUCGCCAACCUGGAUCUUCUGGUGGUAUCUUGACCUAUGAGGGUCGAUUCGAGAUAUUGUCAUUGACAGGAUCAUUUACUGUCAGUGAAACUGGUGGUGGAAAAAGUAGAACUGGUGAUUUGAGUGUUUCAUUGGCUGGACCUGAUGGUCGUGUGAUUGGAGGUGGACUUGCUGGUAUAUUGGUGGCUGCUAGCCCUAUCCAAAUUGUGGUGGGAAGCUUUAUGCCAAAUGGAUAUAAAGUACAUAAAAGAAAACAUUACCGUGAACCCACCAAGAAUUCCACAGUCCUAGCUGCCCCGGAGACAGUAACAGCAGCACAACCAAUCUCACAAGUAAAACCUGACAGUAAGAGUGCCUAUAUUGCACCUACAUCUUCACAACUGGGACAAAGCCAUGGUGAACCAGAUUUUAAUACCAUUACAAAUGAUCAACAAUUACCAAACCCGAUGUCUUCCCAUAGUGCUGUUUGGAAUGGCUUGGAGCCAACAUUGAUUCAGAGACCAUCUCCUGAUAUUAAUAUGUCUGUGCCUAGUGAAUAGAAUGUCCAGGUCAAGGUUGUACUACCUCAGAGACUUGAAGGCUGACAUGAUAAGCCCACCGAGAAGUAAUUUUACAAACACUUAUUGUUUAACAAAUGUUAUGCUCUACAAUUCCUGUCUUAUAUCUAAAAAUCAAACUGGAAAUUCAUUACUUUCUUGACUUCCAGGUAGGAUGGCCGAUUUAUCUGACAUAUCUCCUCUUAGUUCAUUGCAUUAACCAACUCUGCUUUUGUGAGUACAAUGAUUAUGUUGUGUGACAAUCAUGUUUUAAAAGAUUAAAUACUAUCUGCUUUU